AUGAGAUCAGAUACGACAUCGUACCAGACAAAAUCAACCUGAAAACCAGAAACAUCAGGGCUUCAGAAUUUGCCUCAAAUCCCGGUAAUUAAUUCACCCAAAUUUCAGAUUUCAGAACAAUUUAAAAUCCUCAUCAGCUGAAGGGGUAGAAGAUGAUGACGAUGAAGAGAAGAGCUUCUUCUGCGGUGAUUGUUUCCAUUGCUCGGUCUCAGGGAGCAGGGGCUUCAUCAGGUACUCUUGCUCCUGCAGGUUGUACUAUUGCAUCAUUUCUCUCUGCAUUCCCAAACCAUAAAUCCCAUUUGGCUUUUUAUUCUGCUAUUAGUGGUAAGGUUAAGAGUUCUUCUGGAAAAGCUCUGAAAUUUCAACCUGAAUUAAGGAAUGAUCUUAAUAAUGUCAACAGUCUUGAUGAUGCAUUGAGCUUGUUCGAGCGGAUGGUCCGGAUGAGGCCUCUGCCUUCUGUUAUACGAUUCAAUCAACUGCUGACUUGUAUUGUUAAGAUGAAGAAUCAUUAUUCUUCAGUUAUUUCCCUUUUUAGAGAUAUGUCUGCCAAGGGCAUUCCUAUUGAUGAUUACACCCUCACUCUUGUGAUUAAUUGUUGCUGCUUGGUGGGCCGAGUGGAUUUAGCUUUUUCUACAUUGGCUGGCUUCUUCAAACGUGGUUUUGUCCCUGAUGCAGUCACCUUUAGUACUCUACUCAGAGGACUCUUUCGAGAAUGUAAGAUUCCCCAGGCACAAGAAUUAUUUAAAAAGAUAAUAUUCGAAAAACUUUGCGAGCCCGAUGAAGUUAUCUUUCUGGUUGUGAUAGAUGGGCUCUGCAAGGCGGGCAACACUCAAAUGGCCAUUGAAUUCCUAAGACUCAUGGAAAAAAGAAGAAGAUGUAAGCCCAACGUUUAUGUGUAUGGUGCAAUCAUUGACAGCUUGUGCAAGGAUAAAAUGGUUGAUGAAGCUCUUGCCCUCUUACAGGAGAUGUUUGAAAAGGGCAUUCCCCCAGAUGUUGUCAUUUACAAUUGUUUGAUUCAAGGUUUCUGCAAUUUAAGUAAAUGGAAGGAGGUUAAAAGGCUCUUCUCUGACAUGAAGGAUUACAAAAUUGUUCCAGAUGUUAUUACUUUUAAUAUAGUGGUGGAUGCAUUGUGCAAGGAAGGACAUGCAAAAGAUGCUGAAGAGGUAGUCGGCAUCAUGAUUCAGCAAGGUCAGAAUCCCAACGUGGUCACAUACAAUUCCUUAAUGGAUGGAUAUUGUUUACAACGCCGAAUAGAUGAAGCAAGGAGAGUAUUCGAUACUAUGGUUGCUAGCGGCCUUACUCCAGAUGCUCAUAGCUAUGCUGUUUUAAUAAAUGCCUAUAACAAGAACAAGAAAGUGGAAGCAGCCAUGAAUCUCUUUCAAGAGAUUCGGCAUAAAGGUUUAUCAUGUGAUAUUGUUGUUUAUACCACUGUAUUGCAGGGGUUAUUUAGCGCAGGAAUGUAUCCUAGUGCAAGAGAAGUUUUUGAUGAGAUGCAAGCUUCUGGCAUAAAGCCUAAUUUUCACACUUACUGCGUGAUGUUGGAUGGGUUAUGCAAGACUGGACAUGUCGACGAAGCAUUGCAGUUAUUCCAUGCAACCGAAGCCGAUGGAACAGAUCUUCACAUUAGAAUGUACAAUAUCAUGCUUGAUGGGUUGUGCAAAUGCAGGAGGCUCGAUAGUGCCCGAGAUCUUUUCAAAAAUCUCUCCCUUAAAGGAUUGGACCCUGAUGUCAUAACGUACAACACCAUGAUUGCUGGCCUGCUUUCAGAAGGUCUGCUCAUCGAAGGUAAAGAGCUCGUUGAAAAAAUGGAAGAGAAGGGUAGCUUGGCAAAUAGUGUUACAUACAAUGUCAUUCUGCAAGGACUCCUUAAGGGAGGUCAUUAUGAUGAUGCGAUGGUCUAUCAUGAAGAAAUGGUUCAUAGAGGAUUCUUGCUGGAUGCAUCUACAUUUUCCAUUUUACUUGAUUUAUCUGCUGAGAAUCAGAACAAUCCUUCUGUGCUAAUGUUGAUGCUGAAGAUUGAUCCCAAUAGCAAGAAGUUCAUGGAUGGGGGACAAAGAGGACCUUCACAUUAGUUGUAAGAUGUUGGUCCUGCAGUGUUUUGGCCCCUAAACUUUAAUUUGUUGGAAAAAACAUUAAUUAGGUUUGCAUUUGAUCCUGUUAUCGCUUUUCAUCUUUGUUGCAACUGAGCCUUAGGAGAACUCUCGUGGUGAUUUUUAGUGAAACACCUCAGAGAUCAUGAAUCUGGCAGAGAAGCCGCAUUCCUUGGUGAUCUCUCAACAGUCUCUGCCAUAAAGGAUUGGACCUUGAUGAGAAAACAUACACCCCAAUGAUUGCUGGCCUUCUUUCAGAAAGCCUGCUUGCAGAAGCUAAAGAGCUUUUCGAGAAAAUGGAAGAGAAUGGUUGCUGGCACAGUGUCAUGUUCAAUGUUAUUUUGCAAGGACUUUUGAGGGGAGGUCACUAUGAUGAUGCAGUGGUGUAUUAUGAAGAAAUGGUUCGGAGAGAAUUCUUGCUGGAUUCAUCUACUUUUUCCGUUUUACUUGAUUCAUCUGCAGGAAGACAGAACAAUCCUUCUCUACUUAUGUUGAUGCUGAAGAUUGAUCCUGAUAGCAAGAUGUCCAUGAUUGGGGGAUGAAUGGGACCUUCACAUUAGUUACAACUCGGUAGUCCUGAUGUUUUGGCCCUUAAACUUUAAUUGUGCUGGAACUAACAUUAUCUAGACCUCAAACCUGGAAAACCUGGAGAGAAAGGCCUAGACUGGACUAAUUGGAAAAGAACAGCUUUUGGUACUGCACAGAGCCUAGAAUACCUAUAUGAGCAUUGCAAUUUGAAAAUCAUAAACUGAGAUUGAGGGCUGCAACUAUCGCCCUGGAUGGUGACUUUGACUCUGUUCUUGGAGAUUUUGGGCUUGUAAAGCUGGUGAUUACAAACUAACACACAUCACAAAUCAAGUCCGGGGAACCAUGGGACACAUUGCCGCUGAAUAUUUGUUGACUGGAAACUCUUUAGAGAAGACAGUGCAUUUGGCUAUGGUAUAACAUCUUCUGGAACUUGCAACUGGUCAGUGUGCAAUAGAUUUCUUUUGGCUUGAAGGAGGAUGAUCUACUGCUAGAGCAUAAACUUAUUAAGCUAAGCGCAAAGCAAUUCUGAGGGUUUAUGUCUCUGGCUCUAAGGUAUUUUUCUAUCAUUUAAAUUGCUCAAAGCUUUGUCAGGUGUUAAAGAGAUUAGAAAAACUCAAGUAGGCAUAUAGAUGAAAUGUAAGAUCAGAAUACUGUUCAGGAACGCUCCAUGUGUCUAUUCCUACUCCGGAUGGUCUCAGUAGCAAAGCUGAGUAACUCUCCUUGCUACUGUUUAGGAAAUAUGUGUUCCUCGAGACAAUUCUUCAGGUUGCAGUGCUUUGCACCGAAACUCAACACCAGAAGACCGUCCAAAAAUGGCAGAAGUUGUAAACUGCAGGCAGUGGGAUCAUUUGCAAGAUGGGCAGAGUGGGAGCUGCUUGAAGAAGUAAGAAAAUCAGGAACUCGUUCUCAUGUCCCACCAGUUUCUCUGGGCUGAUGAAUCUACACAAGAUCAAGAAGCUAUUCAGUUGUCACGAGAAAGAUAGGUCCUCUGCCGGGCAGAUCUGUAAACAAGGUCACUGAAGGCUUGUAUACCACAUUACCACAUUGAUGAAAACCUUUGUCAAAGUUAGGAUCAAAAGUAAAAAUGUAGCUAAAAAUGAGAAUUGGGACAAAAAUAGGACAUUUUGGAUAUGUGAAGGGUCAAAAAAUACCAUAGUAACAGUGUGGAUUGAAAAAGUGUGAAAUCUCUUAUGCAAGGGAUCAAAAUGAAUCAUUCUAAAAGUGAGUAAUUAAAAGACUACAAAACUCAAA
Messenger RNA from Coffea arabica (coffee), 3869 nucleotides. RefSeq lists its product as uncharacterized. The record is from RefSeq and is a predicted model, not a curated record. NCBI's taxonomy places the organism in Eukaryota, Viridiplantae, Streptophyta, Magnoliopsida, Gentianales, Rubiaceae. Gene Ontology annotation, molecular function: mRNA binding; protein binding.